Symbiodinium natans is the source of this 906-nucleotide messenger RNA. The record is from the annotation of a GenBank genome assembly. Lineage: Eukaryota; Dinophyceae; Suessiales; Symbiodiniaceae.
AUGCCGGAGCUUAGACAACUCCUGUCAGGCGAGGGUGCCUUGGUAGCAGAUGUCCUUCCGGAUGGACAGACGGUGGAUGAGGUCAUGUAUGACGUCUCUGGUGGUGAGGGCGAAAUCUCGUUUUCGAGAUUUCGGGCGUACCUGACCCGAAGUUACCGUAGUAGUGAACGGCCUUCGUCUGCUGUGGCCCGUGGGCUGGUCCGAAACCGCACGAGAGAGCUCGAGGCCGAACAAGGCGAUGCCUGCGACGAACAGCAGGAGCUGGAGCCAGAGGAUGCUUCAGAUCUGAUGAACCGCCUGGACGACCUUGAAGAGGAGGAGGAGGAGGACGAGGACGAGGAAGGCGAAGAGGAUGAGGGUUCGGGCCUUCGGGAGAUUCUGGUGAAUGAGUCCGACGAGUACCAGCCCGGGGCCACCAUGGACGACGCAGGCCAAUGUGACGGUGAUGACGAGUCGCCGCGGCCUAUGUCCAGACAGACCCCCGUGGUAGACGAGGACAUGCUCAUGGCGGCCACAGCACCUCUGCUGAUUGAUGGGACCGUGAAGAAGAAGCGGAAGAAGAAAAAGAAGAAGAAGAAGCGGCGCCAUAGCAAGACUGCCGUGGUGGUGGACAUUCCCGCAGAGAAGAAGCCUCCAGUGCCCCGCUUCCCGCACCCGACCGGGCCGCGGCCGGAGAAAGAGGCGGUGACGCCUCCUCAAGCGGUACAGACCCUGAGCGAGCGGCCGCCCCUCAAGGAUCGCUUCACCAAGCAGCUGCUGCUCGGCCGCUUCCCAAAGCGGAAGCCUUUGCGGGUUGAGGGAGCCGACUCUGCUGCAGAAGCAGAUGGCGAAACAGAAGCAGACAAAAUAUCUCCAAACGUUAGCAGAUUCUCCGUAGAAUACAGGCACCCAGAACGGAACACUUAA